AUGCCCUCCCGCACCAAAAGUGAGGAGUACACACCCCCGCAGUCGCUGCGUCCCCUGGGGUCAAGACGAAAGCUCGUUUUCUCGUCCGAGAGCGUCUGGGACACGUCCGUCCUCGACGUCGACGCGCGCAGCAAGGAGCACACACUCCUCUACACCGUCUCCACCUCGAUCAACACCGCCGCUUCCGCCGGCAACCCGGUUGGCGUGACGCGCCGCAUGACGCGGCUCGUGCUGCCCGGCGGCGACGCUGUCGCGCUGUGGGCGCAGAGCGUGGGCGACCCGGACCGCCUCGUCCUGGACGGGACGCCCUUUUCCGCGCGGAACCCGUACGAUGGGUGGGAUAUGAGGGCGUACCCAGACAAGCACGUGGGGAGGUAUACCUGGAGGAAGCGCUCUUGGAGAUCGUCGCUCGAGCUCGUGUGUCAAGCUGGAACCGAUAAAGCCCGCGUCGUCGCGAAAGCAACGUACUCGGCGAAGCACGGCCGGUUUAUGAGUCUGGACGUCGACGCGGCACUUGAACCGGUGCUGGACAUUGUCGUCGCGACCUUCCUGAUGUGCGAGCACAGGCGGCGCGGCGGCAACCUGCGAGCCAAGGUCAAUGACCCACUCAACGAUGGUGGUUGGGGUUCGUGCCGUCACAUCUGCGGCACAAUAUGCGAAUGUUUGGGAGCUAUUUUCGAUUCCGACUUUUGGCUGUGGAUGCUGGUUAUUUGGGAACUUGGGAACGAUGAUUGA
Molecule: messenger RNA, 735 nt
Organism: Epithele typhae
Lineage: Eukaryota; Fungi; Basidiomycota; Agaricomycetes; Polyporales; Epitheliaceae
Exons: 3
Coding region: 1-735 (244 amino acids)
Source: RefSeq, a predicted model, not a curated record